Molecule: messenger RNA, 996 nt
Organism: Saprolegnia diclina VS20
Lineage: Eukaryota; Oomycota; Saprolegniomycetes; Saprolegniales; Saprolegniaceae
Exons: 1
Coding region: 57-932 (291 amino acids)
Source: RefSeq, a predicted model, not a curated record
AAAAAUAAUCCUUUCUCGAAACCGCCUCAUCGGUUGUUCCCAGAAAGGCCAACUCGAUGAUGCUGGCGGUCGCGAGUGCGCCGCCACAGUCGCCGCGGGUGCUGGACAAUGCGCUGCAUCAGCGCAUCCGACGCAUCUUCUUUGGCCUGUACACGACGCAGCUCGUGCUGCAGGUGGCCGUCGUUUCGAUCCUCGAGGGCGCCGUCUCGAGCGUCUCGCUCGACAACAUUGUGAUUGGGAAGCAGUACAUUUGGGUCUUUGUCGUGAUCCUUCUCCUCUGCCUCUUCAUCUUGUACCAAAAGCGGUGCCCGUAUCCUGCAAGCCUCGGCGUCUUGAGCACAUACACGGCCGUGCAAGGCGUGAUCUUGGCCGACCUCGACCACCGCGCGACGAUCCCGAUCUGCCUCGCGUUCUGCGUCUCGUUCUUGGCCACGGUCGUCGUCAUGGGCGCUAUCUCGCAGUACGUCACGUCGCCGACGACGCUCGUGUGCUACCGCAACGCAGGUGUUGCGUCGCUUCUCGUGGUGGCACUUAUCGCGACGGCCGUCAACUUUGGCGCCAACCUCUUUGCCUACCCGGUCUUUCUCGGCUGGAUCGGGACGCUCGUCUUCUUUGGGCUCUGGGUCACGUACGUGGCGUCGCGCAUUUCGUACAAGUUUACGCAGUACCUCAAGUACAACGAGCCGCACCGCGUGAUGCUCUACUACACGGACAUCAUGCUCUUCGUCUUCUUCAUGUUCUCGCUCGUCUUUAGCUGCAUCGCGUUCGAAGGGUGCGCGUGCUGCGGUGCGUCGGACGACAUCCCAGGCGUCAUCGACUUCCGCUUCCCGCUCGACCCGUCGUCCGCCACUGUGGUCGUGCUGCGGCCCAAUGCCGUCCAGCCCGAUACCGACAAGGCGCCCAACACGACCGAGGUCAUCGCACGCUCCUAAGCCCGAGCAUCCUUCGCUAGGUAGACCAUAUUUGUUCACGAUGAUACAUUGUCUGUUUCCGCUA